CGUUUUUUUGGGGGGGGGUUGUCCACUCAGCAGCGUGACUUCCCAUCUCGGCACUGUAGUGUGAGUGUGUGUGCGUGUGUGUGAGAAAGAGUGUGUGUGUAUCCCAUUCUAUCAUUGUAUCCUGCGCCCAUUGUUGAAUGUGUGUUUGCAGCGCAGUCAUGGACUCCGACACGACUUUUAACGAAAAAGUGCGUAUCUAAUGUGGCCCGGCUGGACAACAGAGGGACGAACAAGACCACAGAGUGAGAGGGGCAACUACUGACCUCUGUCUAGAAACUGGAACUAGUCAAACUGAACGACUUCUCUCUGUAGCAGCGGAGUCACGACCAGCUUCAUACCAGCUCCAGUUCGUUGAGGAUCCCGUUGGGGUUUGGUCGUCUGCUGGCUUGUAAGUGCUACACUGAGAAGUCACAUCAUUAUGGAGAUGGUCAUCAGCACUCCCAGCACGUUCAACCAGUCGACUGUGUUCAUCACAAUUUUCAACUCCAGCUGUCGCUUCAAUGAGGAGUUCAAGUACAUCCUGCUACCUGUGUCCUACAGUCUGGUGUUUGUGGUCGGCUUCGUGCUCAACGCUGCAGCUUUAUGGAUGUUCCUGAAGAUGCGUCCAUGGAACCCCAGCACGGUGUACAUGUUCCACCUUGCCCUGUCUGACUUCCUGUACGUCCUCUCCCUGCCAACCCUCAUCUACUACUACGCCAACCGCAGUCACUGGCCUUUUGGAGUGGCCACCUGCAAAAUAGUGCGCUUCCUCUUCUACGCCAACCUCUACUGCAGCAUCCUGUUCCUCACCUGCAUCAGCGUGCACCGUUACCUGGGCAUCUGCCACCCCAUCAAGGCGCUCACCCUGGUGAAGUCUCGUCAUGCCCACCUGGUGUGUGGCAUGGUGUGGGCCAUGGUGACCAUGUGCUUGGUGCCCAACCUCAUCUUCGUCACCACCUCCAGGAGGGACAACGACACCCUGUGCCAUGACACUACCAGUCAGCAGGCCUUUGAGGAGUACGUGGACUACAGCUCCGUCGUCAUGGUGCUCCUGUUUGGCGUCCCGUUCAUGGUCAUAGUGGUGUGUUACUGCCUGAUGGCGCGGGCCCUGUGCCGGCCCAGGCGGGGAUUGUCCGCCAGUCCGCAGAGCCAGGCCUCACGUCAGAAGUCCAUCAAGCUCAUCAUCGUGGUCUUGGUGGUGUUUGCAGUGAGCUUCGUCCCGUUUCACAUCACGCGGACCCUCUACUACACCUCUCGUGUGCUAAAUCUUAACUGCAAAUUCCUCAACAUAGUCAACUUUACUUACAAGAUCACCAGGCCACUGGCAAGCGUCAACAGCUGCAUUGACCCAAUUCUAUAUUUCCUUGCUGGGGAUCACUACCGCUCCAAAAUGAUGUCUGUCCUGAUGGGAAAAAGACAGAUGACAAGCAGCCAAAUACAUGAACAGGCACAGCCGAACAAUAAACAUGACAUUGCUCUGGUCCUUAAGAACCCAGCCCUUCAAGCCAGUGGAGAUAUUGAGAGAUAGUUGGAAAUCUGUGGCAGAAAUCUAAAGUAUUAAACAUAUAUUAAAGAUUUCUGCUCCAGGCUAAACUUACAUUUCUAAUGCCACAUUCAGAAGCAACUGUUUGAUUUUCCCUUCUUGCACUGAGAGGUUUGUAAGAGACCUGGUUUAUAGUAAAAUGUAAAUGUAAAGACCUUGUUUCAAUUUCUCUUUGUAAGAUGAUGUUCAAGUGGGUUCUUGCGAAAGAGUUUGUACCUUUUUCCAAGUGAUCACUCUAAAACCACAAAGAUGUUAUUACAUAAAAUUCAGUAUUUACGCUGCUGUACAGUGUUCCUCUUUGUAGGAAAUGGUGCCUAUGCAGAAGAAAAACUGAUCUUUUUAAUCCUGAGAAUAGGCUGUGAGAUGCUUGAGUACUCUGACACAGCUGGUCACAGGUGCCUUAAAGUAAAACAUAAAUAAUUCAAGCAGUGAAUUGUUGUCAUCUUGGGUGAGGACAACUAAGUUUGAUUGGACACACAUUGAUCUAAAUAUUAACAUUUAUAUCUGGCAAUGAUGACAGAUAUUGUCUCAGAAUUGAGAAAGCUAUGAGGCAACCCUUCCUGUUUUAUCAACAGUGUCUGCAUGUUACCCAGAAACUGAAGUUAAUAGCAAGCACAGCUACUCUCUCCAGCUGUUUUUGUCCUUCAGCUUCCACAGCUGCCUUUUUGCUCGACUCUGAAGAGAAGCAGAGGGGCUGAUCUGGACGAGGCAUGGCUUUUGGAGCCACCCACGCCUCAUUAGGCGAAGGAUAAGGGAUUUUCCUUUUUCCUCUUUUACCUUUGGGAUUGAUACAUGCAUGGAAUCAGUAAUCUAAGCUGAACUCCCUGAUAGUUUUGCAGGAUGUGAAAGCAGUGUUGGAAAGUUUUACCUUUACUAUAGAGCAUUUGUCACUCCGUCCUUGUUUUUAAUGUUGGGGUAUGACUCUAUCCUGGGACAGAUGUAUUCAUACAGAACUGUGUCACAUGUCAUUCUCAUGAUGUUAAGUAUGAGCAUUAUCUCUGAAUAAAUUUUGUAAUUACUUUUUGAUAUCAACCAUAAUGUGUUACCACAUGAGCUACUGUGUUUUUGUAGGUCACUGAUCAGGAAGUGAUUAUACACUGAAUCUUUCCUGUCUGGUCAAUGCAAAUUCCCCUGAGCAUCAUCAAUGUAAAUAAGUGAUGUAAAUGAUGUGAAUGUGAAUUUAUGGGAAACAUAAAAUGUGUAAUUUCUCUAAACAAUACACAACAUACACAACAACUUACUCUACAUGCUGUGACCUGAAUAGACACAAGUCCAGAAGAUGUUUGGGAAGUGGAAACCAGUUGUGUCACUCAAACAACAGCGAUAUAUUUUUCAUCAGAAUUUAGUCAUUAGUCAUGAGAGCAUUCUUGGAAAGCUUUAUCCUUUCUGGAUCGUUCUGUGUGACUAAAUAUUAUAUAAUAAUAAUAUAUAAAUAAAGAUUAAGGUAAACCACUUGAAUCUUGAUUUUUUUUUUCACACAGUGAUUUCCCCUUAAGUUGGAUUAAAGUUAAUAGUAUAGUAUUUACACACUGAUGUUACUGAAAUCUAAAACCCUGUAUUUUAUUAAUAGUUAUGUGGUAAGCAUCAUUUUAUAAACAAAAUCCAGAAAUGUUCCUGAUGGAUUUGGUAUCUUUGGAAAUGAUUUUGACAGAAUUUCAGAAUAAUUUCCAGAGGGUCUGAACAAAGUCUGUCCACACCAAAUGAGUUAUGACUGACCCAUGGGCAGUUUGGUUGAAAUGGUUCAAUUUCAUGCAAGGGUUACAGUCCAAAUGACAAUUUAUACUGUUUGGAAAUACUGUAUUAUUGCAUAUUGUCUGUAAUUCCCAAACAAUGGAUCAUCAGAAACACAUGCCCAGUGCUGUCAAUCAGUCUGAGCUGUUCUGCUUUUUCCCAGAACCGAAGUUCAUGACAAUAAAUGCAUCUCAUAACUUUUUACAUGAA
Lates calcarifer (barramundi perch) is the source of this 3463-nucleotide messenger RNA. It is a transcript of the gene p2ry4, whose product is annotated as pyrimidinergic receptor P2Y4. Gene Ontology annotation, cellular component: plasma membrane. NCBI's taxonomy places the organism in Eukaryota, Metazoa, Chordata, Actinopteri, Centropomidae. The coding region runs from base 419 to 1507 and encodes 362 amino acids. The record is from RefSeq and is a predicted model, not a curated record. Gene Ontology annotation, biological process: transepithelial chloride transport; G protein-coupled receptor signaling pathway. The transcript has 2 exons. Gene Ontology annotation, molecular function: G protein-coupled UTP receptor activity; G protein-coupled purinergic nucleotide receptor activity.